Messenger RNA from Scatophagus argus, 3543 nucleotides. RefSeq lists its product as uncharacterized. NCBI's taxonomy places the organism in Eukaryota, Metazoa, Chordata, Actinopteri, Scatophagidae. The record is from RefSeq and is a predicted model, not a curated record. The transcript has 7 exons. The coding region runs from base 685 to 2955 and encodes 756 amino acids.
GGCGAGCUGAAGGUCGAGCUCUCCGUCCGCUGCCUCAAACUAAAACCAGAAGAAGAGGAGCUCGUUGACGGCCACUCUGAAGUCUGUCCACUCCUGAUGAAAAGUCGUACCGAAACUGGCUGUAGUUCACCUGGGGGGCGAAGUCGUCCUUAAUGAACGGCAGAGAAUGGAGCUAAGUGACUAAAUAACUAUUUACACUUAUUUCUAGACAAAAGGCGCACAUUUUGUUUUAGUUUUCUCUAUAGAGAACCGAUUAUAUAUCAGCAUUGAAAAGAAAAAUACGACUGCCCGUUUGUUUUUCUUAUGUUGCAGACCGUUUUACCAGUAAAGCGCUAACAUUCUGUUAAUGUAUGCUGGUCAGUUAAAGAUCACCAACGUUAAGUUAUGGUAGGCUAACUAAACAGUAAUGCAGAAAGGUAAUUCACCUCUUACGGAUUUGUGUCUGUUGUCUCUACCGCCUGUGUCGAAAACAUCAUGAAAGUUGGCUGAAACAAAACAAAACCAAACAUAAAAGUUAGAUUUUUUGCUACAGCCCCAUAAGCCCCCAUUCAUGUUAGACGACCUCACGAGCGCCCCCUACAUAACCGGAAGUCCCGGGAGUGGGAGUUCUUCUUUUGUUAUAAUUUCUUCGAGUUUGUUGCUGUUAGCAGGUUUUUCUACCACGGAGACUACACUGAGGCUGCCAUGGCAAAUAAGACAGAGCUCCAUGCCUCAGACCAAACUACCUCUCCUGAUGAAGAGCGAGCAAAGCCUGCUGGCCGCCGUCCCCGCCGCAGACCUGCUGCCACCUUUGGUAGGCGGGGUCAGAGAGGGAAGAGGAUGGGCCCUGCAGAGAAAAGGCGGGGCCCAGGUGAGAAGUGGCGUGGACAGAAGAAGAGGCGUGGACAGGAGGACAAGAAGGAGGGUGUGACUGUGAAGAGGACAAGGAGCGAUGGGAAGCGGCGAUGGGACAAGAAACAUUACUGUGUGUUCUGUCGGCGGCCACAAGUGAAAAUCGCCCGUCACCUGCUGAGUAAGCAUGCUGACCAACAGGAAGUGGCAGCUGCCAGCAUGUUACCGACAGGCUCUAAACAACGCCACCUCCUGCUGGAGCACCUGCGCUGCAGGGGGAACUACCUGCACAACAUUGAGGUGAUCAGACAGGGCAGUGGUGAGAUCAUUCCGUGGCGACAGCCCUCAGAGGAAGUUGAUGCGAGGAACUACCUUCCCUGCCCGCUCUGCCUCGGUUUCUUCCUUCGCGCUGACCUCUGGAAACAUCAGGCCUCCUGUCGUAAGAAGAUCUCCUCUGACCCCUCAAAGAACUUGACACCAGAAAAGACCCCCGACUCCACAGGUCAGUCGGCCUGUGAUCCAACACGUGACAAGAUGUCCAAGUCCACAGAGGACACACCAUCUGACCCCUCGGGAGACACAGCAACGCCAGAGCAGACUGGUACCAAACGGCCCAUGACCUCUGACCCCGGUGUGGAUCAGGACCUGACCUCUGACCCCAACACAAACCGGCCCAGGAAGCGCAGCAGGGUCCAGGCUGCAGCUUCUCGCCUCCUUCCAAUUUCCAGCGGAGCGUCUGAGAGCUGCAGUGAAGUCCUGCACCGCAUGAACCAAGACCACGUCUCACACCAGGUUAAGUCUGAUUGGUUGAUCUGUAAAUAUGGAAACAAGCUGAUGGGGACUCAAGAUGGCAGCCAGAAGAGGUACGGCUAUGUCAGUCAGAAGCUGAGGGAGCUCGGCAAGUUCCUCCUGGCUGCUAAAUCUCUGGACUCCAGCAUUCGGAGCCUACAGGACCUUCUAGCUCCAGGUCACCUCAGCCUGGCACUGGCCGCUGCCAGAAAGGCAUCAGGAUACCGGUGGAGCCGCCCUCCGCUGGCCGUGAAGACCACGCUGAAGACCGUCUGUGAGAUUGCCAUUGGAGAAAGUCUGCAGGAUGGAGACUGGGAGGCUGCAGCGAAGACCACCGACUUCUACCACUUGUUGGGGAGGGAGUGGGACAACCUGGGGCUGCUGAACCCUGUCCCUGACACAGCAAAUACAGUAGGAGGAGCUAAGAUGAAGAAACGAUCUGUUCAAUCAAGAAGUGAGAAGGAGCGUAAAGAGCCAAGUCCAGAGCAGUCUGGUCCAAGACUGGAAGCUCCUUCACAGAGCAGUGGCAGACCUGUGAACACCAUGAUUCCGCCAGAGUCCAGACUGCAGCUUCCAAUCACAGUCCCUGUGGCUCCUAGGAAGGUCCGACGUCGCCCCUGGUCGUCUGCAGAGAAGGAGGCAGUCUGGAGACAGUUGGGUGUCCAUGUGAUGGUGCAGUCAGUGCCAGGGAAGGAGGUCUGUCAGCGCUGUCUGGACCUCGAGCCCGUCCUCAGAGGGCGACACUGGAAAGACAUCAAAAACCAGAUCUACAACCAGAUCCAGAGCCAAAAGAAGCAGCAGUUCCACGCUCAGAUGGACCUUCAGGAAAACCAGGAGCAACAAGACCAAAUGCAAAACCAGAAGAAGCAGCAGUACCAGGCCCAGAUGGAUCAACAUGACCAGAAUAAGAAGAAACAACAGUACCAUGUCCAGAUGGACCCCCAAGACCAGGACAACAUUCACAACCAGAAGAAACAGCAGUACCACACCCAGUUGGACCACCAGGACCAUGUCCACAUGCACAAGAAGCAGCUGUACCAAAUGCAAGAGCAGACCACCAUGGACCGGGACGCGCCUAUGUUGACGGCUUCACUAUAUGGAGCUGAGGGGCCACAUCGUCCCUCUGGACAGUCACUGCUGGAGCGAGAUCCCACCAUCAGUCCAUACCCACUGCCACAUAGGACCCUGGGGCCUCACAUGGACCAGCUGUUGUCCAGAGCAGAGUGGACUGAUGAGUCUUUGUCCCAGCACUACUCAGUGAGCAGGCAGCUGGACAGGAACCUGCUCCAGGACACACCACCAGCCAAUCCACACUCAGGACAUGUCCACUUCUGAUGGACAUGUGCUGAGCACUAAUGACUCUGUCCAAUAAGGAUUGCGUGUCUCUGAACUUCAUCUACAAAAUGAAGUUGACCUUUUUCCACCACAGGAACUCUACGAGCUGUCCAGCAUUUAAAACUCAACACAUUUAAAUGUAAAUGAAAACCUGUCUGGGCUCCACUCUUAUCUGACCACCUGUUCCAAAGACCACGUAUGUGUGAAAGAUCUGGUUUGUAAAACACAGCAGAACCCAGAACCUCCAUCCUCUCACAGGUUCAGGUUUUGUGAAGCUCAUUUAGUUUGUGGUGUGCAUUUGUGUAAAAUUUCAUACAUUUACAGAUUUGCCCUUUAAUAGUGCUGCUCUUCAACUGGUCACCAUCAGUAUUAUUGUUGUUGUCAUGGUGAUGUCACUGUUGGCUUACUGUCCCCGUGGACACUGACCUCUUCUGCUGUACAGCUGAUCUGCUCCGAGGACGGCAGGUUCAGAGGAUCACGUUGAAGUGACUCGGCUGAGGGAACGAGUUGUAAACCGACUGACUGCAUGAAAAGAUCGACGAUGUGAGGAAACAUCUGGAUCACCAAAUAAAUUUUUCCAAAGAUGUU